Molecule: messenger RNA, 681 nt
Organism: Hibiscus syriacus
Lineage: Eukaryota; Viridiplantae; Streptophyta; Magnoliopsida; Malvales; Malvaceae
Product: GATA transcription factor 29-like
Exons: 3
Coding region: 1-681 (226 amino acids)
Biological process (GO): regulation of DNA-templated transcription
Molecular function (GO): zinc ion binding; sequence-specific DNA binding
Source: RefSeq, a predicted model, not a curated record
AUGGAUAACUCAAGGUCGUUUAGUGAAAUGAACAAGCAAGACAAUAGCAAUGAUAGAGUUGAUCUCUCUCUGACAUUGGGGCUGCCUUUGUCUGAUUUUCAUCAAAACGCAACACUUUACCACCAUACUCAGCAUGGAUUGGUUAACCAAGGAGCAAUUGUUGAAGGUCAACAAAGCUUCAAUGGCAGUCAAGCCCGAUUUGCAUGGCCAUCGGAUCAACUUGGUAGAGGUGUCCAUAACAUGAAUUAUGCAAAUGCAUUUAACCCUUUUUCAGACCCUUCUAUGGGGCUUCCUUCUUAUGGAACCAUUGAUUCUUCCUCCUACAAUUUCGCCCCCACUCGUCCUCUUCCUCCUCCGAAUGAGGUGCCUCCGAAUACCUACACGCUGAUCGAUGUCCCUCCAAGGAGAGCCGCUGCAAAUCAGCAUCAUCUCGAGAUUGGAAACUCCUCUGCCUCGGGUUCGGGCGGGCAAGUCCCAUGGCGUUUUGGCACCUACAAUGACCCCUUCAAGCGAUGCACCAACUACAAUUGCAACACCAAUGAUACUCCUAUGUGGCGCAAAGGACCUCUCGGCCCCAAGACUCUCUGCAACGCCUGUGGUAUCAAGUACAGGAAAGAAGAGGAAAAAAAGAAAGGGAAAGAAGCCAAAAGUAGAGGCCGACGGUCCAACCCUGAGGAAUAG